Molecule: messenger RNA, 2074 nt
Organism: Octopus bimaculoides (California two-spot octopus)
Lineage: Eukaryota; Metazoa; Mollusca; Cephalopoda; Octopoda; Octopodidae
Source: RefSeq, a predicted model, not a curated record
AUGACGGUGGUGACAAAGGAGACUGCCGUAAUGCUGUUGGACGAAGUUGCCGCCACAGCCACUACUACCACCUCCAAUGCCAACAGACGCAGCGGUGGCGGCAACUCCAGGAACUUUACAUACGCUCUGGCCGUCGUUAGUUUAUUGGUUUUCCUACUGGUCGUCUGUUAUGCCAUUUGGACACUUUCCAUUGAGACUAUACUUCCGGUCGUUACUGAAUCCAACAAAAACCUCGAAGAUCUCCGGCCCAACAAUCUACCACCAUUGCUGGGAAACAAUGUCACUGGCAAUUGGUUUAGUGUCUAUGUGGAAAUUACGACAGCUUCGUCCGUUCAAGUGGAGAAUCCUUACGCUUCGGAAACCAUUUCAAUUGUCGACAGUCGCAGGCAUAGGAAAAGAUUCCGGGGGAGAUUUAAUCGAAGAUUUUACAGGAAAUUUCACCGACGGUUUGGACACCAACGCAAACGAGCGGAAACUAAAGACAGGACAUCCAACACACUUAACGGAAGUAGAAUAGACGAUAGAUAUAAAGGAAUACAAGGUGAUGGCGAAGUACAACCAGAACAAAAUAACAAAGAAGAAAAAGAUGAUGAAGUAAUAAUAGUGAAAGGCGGGCUAGAAGUAGGAGUAGAAGAUAAAGGAAGUCUUUGGGAGGAGUACAAAUCACAACACUAUCCACCGAAACAUCCGCUUAUUUCAACAACAUCGCUUACAGAUUUAGAAGAUGUGCGAUGGGUUAAAUGUGACGGAGGUGAACGACGAAAUAACCUGGAUGGAACGGGAGAUAAUUUGGUGGAAAGAGGAGAUAAUCAGGAAGAAAGUCGAAAUAACCUGGAAGAAAGAAGUGGGAAUCUAGUCGAGAAAAGAGAUAAUCUGGUUGAACGGCGGCUAAAAUCGAUUCAAAGGCGAAGAAAACCGAUUAAAAUUAACAAACUGAACGGUUAUAAUUUAGGAGAGGAUUUUCUAAGCGAAAAAUAUCCAAAGAAUGUCUCGUAUUCUGUUCAUUAUAGCGGUAAUGAAAAAAGCUCUGUACAUGAUGGUAUUCAUCUUGGCGGUGAGAGUGGAAAUGGUAGCGAAGAUGACAAUGAUUACGGCAUCGGGCAAGAGGGAAAGAACAAGGUAGGUUUGAGUUUCGGCGUCAACGUUGAGGAUGAGGAGAAUAAAAAUACAGUGAAAGAGGAGACAAAUGGCAAAAAAAGGGAAAAUAAGGGCGACGGUGAUAAUGAUUAUGAUUAUUAUGAAAAAGAUGGGGAAAAGAAAACAGAAACGGAAACUGUAUUUGGAUUUAAUGCAAAGAAAGAGAACAGGAAUAUGAAAUCAGGGUACGACAGAGCAGAGGUUGAAGCAAAUAGCAUUAAUCCAGAACGAGAUUUACGCAAAGCAGAAUAUUUUGAUAAGGUUCAUGACAACGAAGAAACCGACUGGAAGUCAGAGUUAAAGAGAUUACUUGAGGAAUCGAAUCGGCAUGAGGAAAGACAGCAACAAGUUCAACGAAAGAGUGGCCAUAAUGAACACAGAGAUUCCUGCGGCCAGUGGAUUCAAUGUAAAUACCAUUCUUUGAGACGGUACCUGAAACAGCUGGAGAACCUACCAAGUUGCCCAUGUGUCUUCCCGAACCUCAUGUGGCACAACCAGUUAUGGGACGAACAAAGAGAGUCAUAUUUCACAUGGGAGAUCGCCAGUUCACCUGCCGAACGCAGAGACAUCUACAGACCGGGUGCCAAAUUCUGCAUACGUUCGCUGCUGGAGCCAGGUAUGAUAACUCUUGCUGUGCAACAUUGCUGCUACGAUGUAAAGCAAAGACUCAUUACACGCGGUAGGGCAGCUGGAACCCCGAACCUCAUCAGCCCUCAGAUAUCCUGGGAAUUACAUAAGAAAGUUGACAUCCUACCAUGGGUCCUCUGCAAAGGUGAUUGGCUGAGAUAUCAUCAGAUGGUACCACCAAACAAUGCAGUGAAAUGUGAAGAGAAUCCCAAAGACAGAGAAUUCUACAAUCAAAUUAUGGAUUUAAGAAAUAUAUAAAUGAUCUGGGGUUUUUUUUCAGUAUAAAUAAAUAAAAAUGUGUGUAUUGUUA